GUUGUAAUAUCAACUAUAACUAGGUCGGUUCAAGUGCGACUGGUCGGCCCGCCCACCUAACUGAACAGCUGAACUGCCGACUUGUGCGCUUGUUUGGUGGGUCGAUUAGAUGGCACGAAAGAAGACUUCGCAACAGGCAAAAAGCAAGUCAAAGAAGAAGACGAAGAAGAACGGCGCCGAAGCAGCCGGGGGAGACGCUGGCGGGGGCCAAGCUCGCCGCAGCACGACAUGUGCCGGCCCGGUACCCAACCUGUUCUGGGGCGCCGUCUCAGCAACAGAGCUGCGAGCCCGGACCCGCUUCAUCCCACUGCCGACCGCAGAUGUCGUAUUGCCUCUCGCUAACCCUGCGGCGGCGCGAUUCUUGCGACAGGAAACGGCUGCAUGGCGGGCGCUCCAUACUGGCGUCUUGACCACGGGGCAGCUGAAGGAGGCGCUGGGACUGCGGGAGGCGGCCGCAGCGAGAGUGGUGGGCGGGCGAAAAGAUAGCAGUCACCAGCCGCUCAUGGCGGCUGCAAAGCUGCUUCAGAUUCCGCACGCGCUGCCGCCGCCGUGUGGCGCUGCUGCGGAGGCCGCGUGCCGCCGCCGCGCUAUGGACGGGCUGUGCGCCCAGCUGCAGCUGCGGCUGCCUGGUGGUGGCGGCCAGACGCCCGCUGGGGCUGGGGACGAGCAGGCAGCAGCUGCUGGCGACGGUGACGACGCCCCCCUGAGCCAGGAAGAGCAGUACAGGCGUAGCGCUGCUGCGCUGUCGUCCGGCGGGCUGAUGGGCGUGCGCUGCGCCUGGGGCAAGACUCAGGAGGCGGCGGCCCUUGCCGCGCUGCUGCACGUGUUCCCCAGCUGUACGCUGCAUGAGGUCGGCAUGUGCUGCGUGCCCGAGGUCGACGUCCCGCUGGACUUGUUUCCGCUCGCCGCGUCCCCGGACGCCAUCAUCGCUCACCACCUGCUACUGCCUCAGGAGUAUGUGCAGCGGCUGCAGCACGGCAUACAGCAACAGCAGCAAGCCGCCGCUGCCGCAGCGUGCGCGACAGCAGCUGCGGCUGCAGAUGGCGGGGACCCGGAGGAGUCUGUUGCGGCAGCCGCGGUAGCGGCGACCCUGGCUUUCCGCCAGCAGACCCAGCGGCUGCGGUGGCAGCUGCGGGAGCUGCUGGAGCUGGUGCCCAUGGCCCGGGCGGCGGGGGAGGCCGAGGAGGCCGAGGAGGCCGAGGAGGCCGAGGAGGAGGAGGAGGAGGGCGGCGGCCGGGAGGAGGAGGAGGAGGAGAAGGAUGGCGGCCGGGAGGAGGCGGCAGAGCAGCAGGCUGCACAUGAAAGUGACACGGAUGACGGAGAGGACGAAGAUGGCGGGGAGGACCAGGAGGUCGGAAGCGGAGGGGUUGACGGACUGGCCGGAGGGCAGGGGGCAGCGGGCGGCAACGACGUCGAGCUGGGCUGUGGCAGCGGCCAUGGCGGCAGUGACAGCGACGAAGGCGAGGAGGUGUCAGUGCCGGAGGCAUCCUCUGAGGCGCUGAGCCCAGGCGCGGACGCGGGCGACUCUCCACCGGAGGCACAGGCUGAGAGUAACGGGCGCAGUGGCGGCCUGGACUCCAGCAGCAUGGGCCAUGGGGCUGUGCUCGAGCACUUGGAGGUGCUGACGCGGGUUCUAGGACGAGCCCUGGCUGCCGCCGCCGGGGCUGCUGCUGCGACAGGCGCGGUGGCGCCCGCGCUGACACCAACGCGCAGCACGCCAAACAAGAGCGGGGGCGCUGACGCGAGCACUGGCGCAGCGGCUGCGGAGGAGGAGGAGCCACACAGAGCGCUGCUGGCCGCUGUGCUGGAGAGCAGGCUACCAGCUGUGGUGCUGUGCGGUGACUGCGGCGGUCGCGGUUCAGCAGGGGGGCAGGAGGCAUCCUCCGCAGUGCUUGAGCCGUUCGGGGCGCAGCAAGGGACACAGGGGGCCGCCGCCCAUCACGAGUCGGGUCCAUCGGGAGCUGCGGGAGCGGAGAUGCGGCCUCACCUGUGUGGCUGUGCCGCUUGGAAAAGUCUCUCCGCCACGGCCAACGGGGCGGCAUCUGCGGAGACGGGGGCAGCGGCUGGCAGCGGCGCCGCUAGCCACGCCAACGUCUGCAGUGGGCUACAGCAUGUGGUGCUUCGGGAGGUGGUGGAGGUCAAGAGCACGUGCCCUUUCGGCAUGCGCCAGGUGCGGCGCGGCGGCAAGGGCCGCGUGCACACAGAGCUGGUGCUCAGCGACCCGGGGCCACGGCACGCGGUGCCGGCGGCCUGGGUGCCGCAGCUGCAGCUGCACAUGCUGGCGGCAGGCUGCCAGAGCGCCCUGGUGGUGUCCAGGUCUGCUAGCAAGGGGAUGACGGUGUUCCGGCUUCUGCGGGACGACGAGUACCUGCAGCGCAUGAUCAAGGUGCUGACCAGGCUCAACAACGAGUAUGUGCGGCGCGGCCUGACGCCGCCGCCCGACAUGUUUGCCCGCCAGCCCGACUACUGCGCCUUCCUGGGCAUCACCGCCCGACUGGCACGGCACGCCAUACCGCUGUACCCAGGCCGCGGAGUGUGGCGGCCGCCCGCAGAGGAGGCGCUGAACCGGGACGACGCAUUCAUAUGCCGCCCCGUGGAGCAGUGACGGACCAGAGCUGCAAAGCAAACAGCCAUGUGCGCCCGAGAGUUCUUGUGGGAAGGAUGUAGAGGAGCAGUGCCAUCUAGGGAGGAUUUAGUGAAUGCUGGCACGGCCGCAGGGGUACUGGGUGCUAGGGCAGGGCUAGGUAUGCUGGCCAUGUGAUACCACGUCUGAUGCCGUGAGCAUCAAGAAGUUGUAACAGUUGCUUCAG
This is a messenger RNA of Chlamydomonas reinhardtii, 2810 nucleotides long. RefSeq lists its product as uncharacterized. Lineage: Eukaryota; Viridiplantae; Chlorophyta; Chlorophyceae; Chlamydomonadales; Chlamydomonadaceae. The record is from RefSeq and is a predicted model, not a curated record. The transcript has 11 exons. The coding region runs from base 110 to 2605 and encodes 831 amino acids.